ACACCACGUACCAUGUAUCCAUGGGGAAGACUCCUUUUGAAGUGGUGUAAGGAAGACAACCACCGAAUAUUUUGAGAUUUCUCUCUAAUGAAACUAAAGUUGAAGUUGUGGCUUUGGAGCUAAGUGAAAGAGAUGAAGCUUUAUCUCAAUUAUAGGCACAUUUAAUAAAAGCUCAAGAGCAGAUGUCUAGUUAUGCUAACAAGAAAAGAAGAGAUUUGAGCUUUCAUGUCGGUGAGUGGGUUUUUCUGAACUUGCGUCCUCAUAGGCAACAAUCAGUGAUAAGGAGAAUCAGUCAAAAGCUUGCUGCACGUUUUUAUGGCCCAUUUAAAAUUGUUGGUAACGUUGGAGAGGUGGCAUACAAGUUGAAACUCCCAAAUCACUCUCGCAUUCAUCCUAGAUUUCAUGUAUCCUUGUUGAAGAAAGCCAUUGGCAACUAUGAGACACAAGGAGAACUUCCUGCAGAUUUGGAGGUUUCUGAUGACAUUGAUGCUUAUCCUGAGCAGAUUAUGGGGUCUAGAGUAACUGUCAAGGAAGGAGUGAUUGUACAACAGAGCUUGAUUAAGUGGAAACAUAAGUCUCUUAAUGAUGUCACAUGGGAAGAUAAUGCCUUUCUAGCUGGUCAGUUUCCUGAAUUCAGUCUUGAGGACAAUGACUGUUUUGAAGGGAGGGAGUGUUGAUAGAAAUACGGAUCAAGAUGUGGGCUUAAACAUUGGGCCUCAACCUAGAGUAUAGAGAGUUUACACAAGGAGAAAAAGCUCCAAAGAUAAAGAGGUGGUGACUGGUGACGUGGCCACGUGAGGCUUGAAUCA
Molecule: messenger RNA, 809 nt
Organism: Trifolium pratense (red clover)
Lineage: Eukaryota; Viridiplantae; Streptophyta; Magnoliopsida; Fabales; Fabaceae
Exons: 2
Coding region: 183-677 (164 amino acids)
Source: RefSeq, a predicted model, not a curated record